This is a messenger RNA of Balaenoptera musculus (blue whale), 4566 nucleotides long. It is a transcript of the gene RRBP1, whose product is annotated as ribosome binding protein 1. The coding region runs from base 259 to 4557 and encodes 1432 amino acids. Gene Ontology annotation, cellular component: endoplasmic reticulum membrane. Gene Ontology annotation, biological process: protein transport. The transcript has 24 exons. NCBI's taxonomy places the organism in Eukaryota, Metazoa, Chordata, Mammalia, Artiodactyla, Balaenopteridae. The record is from RefSeq and is a predicted model, not a curated record.
GGCGGAGGGGGCCGUUUGCCAGCUCCGAGGCAGAAAGUGCCACGACUCCACACGCGCGCACGCAGCCAGCGAGCGGCCGGAGCGGACGGCGGACGGGGCGGGUGGCGUCGGGGUCGCGGCGCCUGCAGUUGCUUGGGGGCAGCUUCUCGGCGGAGGCUCGGCCGGCUCCUCUCUCCCGGUUCCGCGGCGGCGGCGGCUCCUGCCCUCUCGCUCUCCCUCCCGCGUCUCCGGCUGCAGGUGAAAGGAAAGCAAACCAGGAUGGAUAUUUACGACACCCAGACCUUGGGGGUUGUGGUCUUUGGUGGAUUCAUGGUUGUUUCCGCCAUCGGCAUCUUCCUGGUGUCGACGUUCUCCAUGAAGGAGACGUCGUAUGAAGAAGCUCUAGCCAACCAGCGCAAGGAGAUGGCGAAGACUCACCACCAGAAAGUGGAGAAGAAAAAGAAGGAGAAAACAGUGGAGAAGAAAGGAAAGACCAAGAAAAAGGACGAGAAACCCAACGGGAAGAUACCUGACCAUGAGCCAGGCCCCAACGUGACCAUCCUCCCCAAGGACCCAGUGCGGGCGCCUGCAGUGGCGGUGGCUCCAACCCCAGUCCAGUCCCCCGUGGUCAUUCCCCCUGUAGCCACGGUACCAGCCAUGCCCCAGGAGAAGCCGGCUUCUUCCCCUAAGGACAAAAAGAAGAAGGAGAAAAAAGUGGCAAAGGUGGAACCAGCAGUCAGUUCUGUAGUAAAUUCCAUCCAGGUUCUUGCCUCAAAGGCUGCCAUUUUGGAAGCCGCUCCCAAGGAGGUCCCUAUGGUGGUUGUGUCCCCAGUGGGUGCCAAGGGCAGUGCCUCUGCCACCAGUGCUAUGCAGAGCAAGAAGGCAGAGGGGGCCCCCAACCAGGGCAAGAAGGGAGAGGGGGCCCCCAACCAGGGCAAGAAGGGAGAGGGGGCCCCCAACCAGGGCAAGAAGGCAGAGGGGGCCCAGAACCAGGGCAAGAAGGGAGAGGGGGCCCCCAACCAGGGCAAGAAGGCAGAGGGGGCCCAGAACCAGGGCAAGAAGGCAGAGGGGGCCCAGAACCAGGGCAAGAAGGCAGAGGGGGCCCAGAACCAGGGCAAGAAGGCAGAGGGGGCCCCCAACCAGGGCAAGAAGACAGAGGGGACCCCCAACCAGGGCAAGAAGACAGAGGGGGCCCAGAAUCAGGGCAAGAAGGCAGAGGGGGCCCAGAAUCAGGGAAAGAAGGCAGAAGGGACCCAGAAUCAGGGCAAGAAGGCAGAAGGGACCCCCAACCAAGGCAAGAAGACACAGGGGGCCCAGAAUCAGGGCAAGAAGGCAGAAGGGGCCUCCAACCAGGGAAAGAAGGCAGAAGGGGUCCAGAACCAGGGCAAGAAGGCAGAGGGGACCCCCAACCAGGGCAAGAAGGCAGAGGGGGCCCAGAACCAGGGCAAGAAGGCAGAGGGGACCCCCAACCAGGGCAAGAAGGCAGAAGGGGCCUCCAACCAGGGAAAGAAGGCAGAAGGGGCCUCCAACCAGGGCAAGAAGGCAGAGGGGCCCCAGAACCAGGGCAAGAAGGCAGAGGGGGCCCAGAAUCAGGGCAAAAAAGCCGAGGGGGCCCAGAAUCAGGGCAAAAAGGCAGAGGGAGCUCAGAAUCAGGGCAAAAAGGAGGAGGGUACCCCAAACCAGGGCAAAAAGGUAGAGGGGAGCCCCAAUCAGGGCAAAAAGGUAGAAGUGGUUCAGAACCAGAGUAAAAAGGCAGAGGGAACCCCCAACCAAGGCAAGAAGGCAGAGGGGACCCCCAACCAGGGCAAGAAGGCAGAAGGGGCCUCCAACCAGGGGAAGAAGGCAGAGGGGACUCCCAACCAGGGGAAGAAGGCAGACGGGGCCUCCAACCAGGGCAAGAAGGCAGAGGGGACCCCCAACCAGGGCAGGAAAGCGGAGGGGGGCCAGAAUCAGGGCAAAAAGGCAGAUUCGGUUGCUAAUCAGGGCACAAAGGCGGAGGGUGUUGCAAACCAGGGGAAAAAAGCAGAAGGGGCCCCCAAUCAAGGCAAAAAGGCAGAGGGAAACUUGAACCAGGGCAGAAAGUCAGAAGGGUCCCCCAACCAGGGCAAAAAGGUGGAUGCAUCUGCCAAUCAGGGUAAAAAGGCAGAGUCAGCUCCUAUCCAGGGCAAAAAUGCAGAUAUGGUCCAGAGCCAGGAGGCACCAAAGCAAGAGGCUCCUGCGAAGAAGAAGUCUGGGUCUAAGAAGAAAGGUGAGCCUGGGCCCCCAGAGACCGACAGCCCGCUCUGCCUCCCCUACAAGACGCUGGUCUCCACGGUCGGAAGCAUGGUGUUCAGUGAGGGCGAGGCCCAGCGGCUCAUCGAGAUCCUGUCCGAGAAAGCAGGUGUCGUCCAGGACACGUGGCAUAAGGCCACUCAGAAGGGUGACCCUGUGGCGAUUCUGAAACGCCAGCUGGAAGAGAAGGAGAAGCUGCUGGCCACGGAGCAGGAGGACGCGGCCGCCGCCAAGAGCAAACUGAGGGAGCUCAACAAGGAGCUGGCAGCGGAAAAGGCCAAGGCAGCAGCCGGGGAGGCCAAAGUGAAAAAGCAGCUGGUGGCCCGGGAGCAGGAGAUCACGGCCGUGCAGGCGCGCAUGCAGGCCAGCUACCGGGAACAUGUGCAGGAGGUGCAGCAGCUGCAGGGCAAGAUCCGGACACUCCAGGAGCAGCUGGAGAACGGCCCCAACACGCAGCUGGCCCGCCUGCAGCAGGAGAACUCCAUCCUGAGGGACGCCUUGAACCAGGCCACGAGCCAGGUGGAGAGCAAGCAGAAUGCAGAGCUGGCCAAGCUCCGGCAGGAGCUGGGCAAGGUCAGCAAGGAGCUGGUGGAGAAGUCGGAGGCCGCACGGCAGGAGGAGCUGCAGCGGAAGGCCCUGGAGGCCAAGGCAGCCGCCUUCGAGAAGCAGGUCCUGCAGCUGCAGGCGUCUCACAAGGAGAGCGAGGAGGCCCUGCAGAAGCGCCUGGAUGAGGUCAGCCGGGAGCUGUGCCGCUCGCAGACCAGCCACGCCAGCCUCCGGGCGGACGCCGAGAAGGCCCGGGAACAGCAGCAGCAGAUGGCCGAGCUGCACGGCAAGCUGCAGUCCUCCGAGGCUGAGGUGAGGAACAAGUGUGAAGAGCUGAGCAGCGUCCACGGGCAGCUGGACGAGGCCAGGGCGCAGAACUCGCAGCUCACGGAGAGGAUCUGCUCCAUCGAGGCCCUGCUGGAGGCGAGCCAGGCCCGGGAUGCCCAGGCCAGCCGAGAGGAGGCCGACCAGCAGCAGGCCCGCCUCAUGGAGCUGGAGUCGCAGGUGUGGUGUCUGGAGAAGGAGGCCACGGAGCUCAAGGAGGCAGUUGAGCAGCAGAAAGUGAAGAACAAUGACCUCCGAGAGAAGAACUGGAAGGCGAUGGAGGCUCUGGCCUCGGCCGAGAGGGGCUGCGAGGAGAAGCUGCGGUCCCUGACCCAGGCCAAGGAGGAGUCCGAGAAGCAGCUCAGCCUGACGGAGGCCCAGACCAGGGAGGCCCUGCUGGCCCUGCUCCCUGGCCUCUCUGCCCCCACCCACCAGGAUUAUGCCGAGUGGCUGCAGGAGCUCAGAGAGAAAGGCCCAGAGCUGCUGCAGCAGCCACCAGCGAACACGGAGUCCUCGGACCUGGCUGCCAAGCUGAGGGAGGCGGAGGAGACGCAGAGCAGCCUUCAGGCCGAGUGCGACCAGUACCGCAGCAUCCUGGCCGAGACGGAGGCCAUGCUCAAAGCCCUGCAGAAGAGCGUGGAGGAGGAGGAGCAGGUGUGGAAGGCCCGGGUGAGCGCCGCGGAGGAGGAGCUCCAGAAGUCGCGGGUCACAGUGAAGCAUCUCGAAGAGACUGUCGGGAAGCUGAAAGGGGAACUUGAAAGUGCCGAUCAGGUGAGGGAGCACACGUCGCAUCUGGAGGCCGAGCUGGAGAAGCACAUGGCGGCCGCGAGUGCCGAGUGCCAGAACUAUGCCACGGAGGUGGCGGGGUUGAGGCAGCUUUUAUUAGAAUCUCAGUCUCAGCUGGAUGCAGCCAAGAGUGAAGCCCAGAAACAAAGCGACGAGCUUGCCCUGGUCAGGCAGCAGUUGAGUGAGAUGAAGAGCCACGUAGAGGAUGGUGACGUAGCCGGGUCCCUGGCUGCCCCCCCAGAGGCCCCCUCAGCAGAACAGGACCCCGUCGAGGUUAGGGUGCUGAAGGUGCAGCUGGAGCGGACGGAAGCCAUCCUGGAGGACGAGCAGACGCAGCGGCAGAAGCUCACGGCCGAGUUCGAGGAGGCUCAGCUCGUGGCGAGUCGGCUGCAGGGGGAGUUGGAGAAGCUCCGCUGUGCCAGCGCCCUCGGGUCCUCAGAGGCUGAGGAGGCCAUGCGGCUCAAGGAGAGACUAGAAAAAGAGAAGAAAUUAACCAGUGACCUGGGACACGCUGCCACCAAACUACAGGAGCUUUUGAAGACGACCCAGGAACAGCUGGCAAAGGAGAAAGACACGGUGAAGAAGCUGCAGGAGCAGCUGGACAGACCAGAGACCGGCAGCAGCAGCUCGAAGGAGGGAACCUCUGUCUGAGCUUCCUGC